UGUCAAAGUCAACUCCAUUCCGACCGGGGUGAUAUCACGAUCCGCACAAAAUGGUGAAUUAAAUCACCUCAAAUAAUAACAUAAGAAUAUGUAAAAAUGGCAGACAAGAUCCGCCAGAUAGCUCAGCGACUGAGAGAUAAAGUUAACGCCGUGCACGUGCCGCAAAUAAACGCUGCCAGUAGAGAAAAAGUGGACCAGCUUUUGACUAAAUAUGUCCCGGCUACGAGGGUUAGCGAAGUCGCUGAGAAAUUUAAAUAUGAAGCCAUAACCACAAAGGUCAAAGAUUUGGUGACUAAAUACGAGAAGUUUACCGGCGUUGAGGAAAUCAUGGCUAUCCAAAACACUGUCAUAGAUGCACAGGAGCGGUUCAUGGCGGCUCAGGAUAAGAGGAGAGAGGUGGGCAGGCAGCUAGCCAAUAUUGAGGCGAGACUUAAGGAACUACAUGCAGAGAUGCAGAAUACUAUGAAAGGGGAUGAAAAAUACUUACAUUUGUGUACAGAAGAACAUAAGCUAAUAAUCCAAGAGCGAGCGCUCCGCACAUUGUUCGCGGACGCGGAACGCGAGGAGCGGGAGCUGUUCGCCACCAUGUCGGCUGCCGUUAAACUGGGACACGAACGGGAGAGAGCGCACGCGGAACGAAACAAGUACUGGUACAUCGUCGCUUCUAUAUUCGGUACAGUUCUCGGUAUAGCGGGCUCGACGAUAAACAAUCGUCUUAAAAUGGCGGAGUUUAGAGAUAUGAUGGAGCAACAAAUGGCUCGCAGCGCCAGCGUACUGUACACAAUCGCGGGAGGAGGUACCGCCAGCAGGGCAGAUAUCACCGAAGCGAUGAAGACUGAGUUCGCUUAUCAGGAGCAACUGGCGCACAAUUUGAAGUUAAUGCAAGAGAAUAUAAAUCAUCUAGUCGACAAACAGGCAUCUCUGAUAGAACACUUACACCACCAAGAAGAAUCAACAGAGAAGCAAAUAAGAGAUCUUAAACGACUGGUAGUCGCAGCUUCACAGAACAGUGCCAAGUCCGACGCUGAACUAGCGAAGGCACUGUCAGUAGUCCACCAGGACCUGGACGAGGCCGACCGCGACAGAGACCUGGCGCAGCAACACCUGGCUCCCAACCAGAUAUUGACAGGGAUAGGGAUCGUUGUCUGCAUUGCUAUCAUAUUCAGCAAUAUCUUGGGUAGGGUCAGUUGAUUUGGUGGGGAGGAAGUUCCUGUGACUUUUUUGUUAAUGCUUGAUAAGUGUUUUGUUAAAUUAAGGUUUCUUUUUCUUGCAAGUACUUUUUUUUACUCCUUAUGAAACCAUAGACUAUAAAUUUAACUUAAUGCAAAGUUUUAUGUCAGUACGCAAUCAUAACAUGUCAGCUGGAAGGGAGGAAGGAAUCCGUAUUCAGUUAACUAAAGUAUUUGAAAUUUAUUCUACAGUGUAAAAUGAUAAAAUACCACUAAGAAUUACUGGAAGUACUUAAUCUUGCAAAAUUAGAGAGAUUAUUUUUCCUUAUCAAAAUAUUUGCUUGUUAUUUCUACGCUUGAGUCAUGUUACCAUUAAAAACAAUAAUUUUUCUACUUUUAUACAAUGGAGAAAUAAAGUUUGACACAUAUUUUGUCACAAAUAUAUUAAAAAAUCAUAGGAACUUCCAAAAAUACAAAGUUUAUUUAUGAGUAAAGUGUUGUCCGCCGUACAAUUUUCAUGAACAUACCAACAGACAUAAGUUAGUAGAUAUAAUGUCAGCAGAUGGACAGAGUGAUGGAGAGAAUAAAGUCAUUGCUAAUUAAAACUUAACCAUAUUCCUUUGCACAUAAGAGUAAAAGAACCACGAGGGUACUAUGAGUAACUAUGAGAAGGGUUGGGGGAACUUGCCUGGCUUUUGGAGAGGUUGAUCUUGAUGCGCCAUUUGCGAAACGUCGCACCGAGCGUAUCGGCUGCGAUCUGCAAAAUGCGCACCUCUUAACCCGGGUCUCUACGUGAAGCGUAGAUCGCCGUGUCGUAUGAGAAGAGCGCUAGAUGGGCGUCUCGUAAUUUAGAAAAAUCGCUUGUGUAAAUCGAGAAGAGAAGGAGAAAGAGCGGAGCUUUGCAAGACUCCCACGGGCGAUACUAAAGUAUCGGAAAUUCCCUCUACGCGAUAUUUGUAUCAAUUUGUAACUCCGCUUGCUUUGGAAACCAAACUGCUCCAGAGGGAACAAAUAAGCGGAGGAAUGGAGACCACAUCGUUUUAGUUGAAGCAUCGAUACAGCAUCCUUUUCGAUGCUGUGUCAAUGCCUGAUGGGUCAGUUCGAGUUCCGAUAAACAGUUAUACCAUCUCGGAUCGAUGAUAGGGUAUGCGACGUUUGGGCCCUUGUAUGCGCAUUCCUUGUUGCACUCGUCAGACUUCGCUUCAACCCUGAAGAAGUACAGCGCGGGACGGGUCACCGCUACCUCGGCUUGAUGACAUCGUAAGGUUUACUACUGAGCUAGCCUCGAAGGGUUAAAAAUACGCCUGGCGACAGUUUAGGCUGAAAUCUCGGUUGGGCCAGAGACAAAACAGAUCAAUAGUUCUAUUGUUUGUCGGUUGCCGUUGACCGCAGCGCGGAGGCUGUGCCGUGUCGCAGCUUGGGUCACGACAGGUGGCAGAAAUGUGCGAGUCUGUAUUUACGUUUCACCUACUAAUUUAUGUUUGGUGACCAUUUCUUUUAGCUAAUACUAGAGCUUUCAUUUCUAUAAAAAUCGACUAUGUUUCUUGCCUUUUUUUACGAAAUACAGCAUCAUUAUUAUUUUAGACUUCGAAUAGUAGUGGUCACUCAAGAUACAAGAAUUUAGGUGUGCUUAAAUUGUUAUAUAUAAUUUUUUUAGAAACCAAAGUUAAUAUGAGAAUUUAUUUUAUUUUAUCGAUAAAAUUAUCGAUGCUAGGAUUUGGCUUAUAUUAUUAUAUUUAUUAGUUUUUAGAUAGUAGGUGAUCUAUGAUGAUAAAUAAUCGAUAUUAUGAUAUUAUUAUAUGAUUAUUACAUAAAAAAUAAACUAUGAACAUGUUAUGUUAACCGUUUAUGAAACAAAAAUGUUUAUACAAAUGAAAUACCAUGUGUACAAAGUGGCCACAGAGUUUUUUAAAAUCGAUUAAUUGAGCACUGCAUAAUCGAUAAAAUAACGAUUUUCAUUACGAUUAACGUUUCAGCAUUAUUUUUUAAUAUUUUUAAUACUAAGUAAGGAACGGGCACAUAUUUUAUAGUUUCAGCUGCAUUUGUAAACGAUUCCAAUAUAAAACAGUGUUGAAUAUAUGUUUGUUGCAAUUU
Manduca sexta (tobacco hornworm) is the source of this 3263-nucleotide messenger RNA. RefSeq names its product mitochondrial potassium channel. Bases 97 to 1191 code for a protein of 364 amino acids. Lineage: Eukaryota; Metazoa; Arthropoda; Insecta; Lepidoptera; Sphingidae. The transcript has 6 exons. The record is from RefSeq and is a predicted model, not a curated record.